UGAAAGUGAUUGUUAUAGAGAAUAGAUUUUUUAAAGAAGGAUAAGGGGACCAGGAUAAGUCUCUGUGAGAGGCCUGAGUAAGUAUUCAAAUUUAAGAGCAACCAAAGCAAAGUUCUAAGAAAAGCAAAUGUUUAUAAAGAGGCUCAAUACAGCAAGGAGACUGUGGUGGCUGGAGCUGAAUGAAGUGGGCAAGCAGAAACCGAAGUAAAUCAGAGAAAGACACAGGUGUAGAGAAGUGAGCCUUCCGGGGCUGGGAUUUAGCUCAGCGGCAUAAGCGCCUGCCUUGCAAGCAGGCAGUCAUGAGUUCAAUACCUGGUACCAAUAAAAAUGAAAAAAGAAAAAAAAAAAAAAAGUGAGCCUUCCAGUGGGCUCCCUACACAUGCAACCUCAGCAUCACUUGAAACAUGUUAGAAAUGCAGAUUUUUUUUUCUUUUUUUGUUUUUAUCGGUCCAAGGGAUCGAACUCACGACUGCCUGCUUGCAAGGCAGGUGCUUAUGCUGCUGAGCUAAAUCCCCAGCCCCAGAAAUGUAGAUUCUUAAGCAGGACCUGGUCACACAAUCCUACAAUCCCUGCACUCGGGGAAAUUGAAGCAAGAUCACAAGUUUGAGUCCAUCGUGGGCAAUUUAACAAGGCCCUGUCUCAAAAUUUAAAAAAAGAUUGGGAAUAUAGCUCAGUGCAAAGGUCCUGGGCUCAGUCCACAGUUGUGGGGGUGGGAGGAUGAGUUACAGGGGGUUUUUAAGUUAAUUUUAUUGACAAAAUCAUAUAUACUUAUUGUUUAUAACAUAUUUUGAAAUAUGCACACACUGGCGGAAUGGCUAAAUAAAGCUAAUUAAAAUGAGAAAUGUAGAUUCUAAGACACAUUCAAUCAGAUUCUAGAGUUAGGCCCAGCAAUCUGUCUUUGUGGUGCUAGGCCUCAAGCAUGCUAGGCCAAUGCUCUACCACUGAAAUGUACCUCAACCCUUAGCAAUCUAUUUUAGGGACUAGGGAUUUAGCUCAGUGGUAUAAGCACCUGUCUUACAAGCUCAGGGUUGUGAGUUCAAUCCCUGGUACCAAUUUUUAAAAAAAGCAAGCCAUCUAUUUUAACCAGCCUUCCAGGUAACUGAAGUGAGAAAGUUAAAGAAUCACUGAGGAGCUUUGUAAAUAAUUUAGGAACCGGGACUGGGGAUUUAGCUCAGCGGCAUAAGCACCUGCCUUACAAGCAGGCGGUCGUGAGUUCGAUUCCCGCUACCAAUAAAAAGAGAAAAAGAAAAAAAUAAUUUAGGAACCUUAGUUUGUGAGUGCCUUCCAGCCAGAGACCAGAACAUACCUGUUUGUAGCUUGAAACGAAAUGGUAAUGCAGGCCUGUAAUCCCAAUACUGGGAAGCUAAGGCAGGAGGAUUGUGAGUUCAGAACCAUCCUGGGUUACACAGUGAGUUCCAGGACAGCCUGGACUACAUAGUGAAUCCCUCUUUCAAAAAACGAGAGAGGAACCAGGUAUAGUGGUGCAUACCUGUAAUCCCAAUACUGGGAAGCUAAGGCAGGAGGAUUGUGAGUUCAGAACCAUCCUGGGUUACACAGUGAGUUCCAGGACAGCCUGGACUACAUAGUGAAAUCCCUCUUUCAAAAAACGAGAGAGGAACCAGGUAUAGUGGUGCAUACCUGUAAUCCCAGCGGUCAGGAGACUGGGGCAGGAGGAUUGUUGUGAGUUCAAGACAAGCUUGGGCUAUAAAGUGAACUCAAGGCCAGCCUGAACUGCAUAGCAAGGCCCUGUCACAAAAAGACAGAAAAAUGAGUUUAUUACUCCUAAUAAGAAAGCAAGCACCAGGGAGAACCAUGGGGACGUCUCAGUAGACUUUAAGGUUUGGACAGUUUGGGGGAAACUUUAAGGAAACAAGUCCUCAUUCUGGAUCUUGUGCCUUCAGAAAGCAAGGACAUUUCUGUGACUGGAAUAUGUCAAUGAACCUUUUGAGAGGGACAUAUAUGAGUGAGGCAAAAGCUAUAACUGGUAAAGAAGCAGCAGUCGCUUGUAUUAGCAGAAAGAGGAGGAUACUUGGUAUUUUGUCAAGCACAGUGACUGUCCUUAUCUUGUUUAGAUAGAAUUAUGAAGCGGCCCUCUUGUGUUCCACUUUCUCGUGGUCUGAGUGGACAUGUCUGCUGCCGGUGUUGAGAUUGUUUGUAGCCAACAGAAGGAUAACCUGGCUUAGCUGUGAAUGCCAGGCCCGUUUCUGACAACACCAAGGCCCAGCAGUGUCAGACCAGCUCCUCAUGUCAGGGCUGCUUUUUUCUUUCUCAGCCUUUUGCUCUGCAAGAUGAGCCACUGGAAGGUUUUGAACAGAAGAGUGAUGACCUGACUGAGGUGUUUUUUUUUUUUUCUUUUUGUGGUGUUGGAAUAGAACUCAGGGCCUUAUCCAUACCACUGUGCUACCUCCUGGCCCUUCUGAUUGGGUUUCAGAAUAACUGACUGCUGAUCAGGGAAGGGUCAAUAGCUCGGGCUUAGACUGGGGCAAGGGUGGAAGCCAGGAGGCAGUGUAGGAGGAAGAUGAGAGGUGAAGGAUAAGAUAUGGCAUAGUAAAAGAGACCUAUUAAACGCUCCUCAACUAGAUCUGACAAACCUUAGAAACAGUUAAGAUUUCCAGGAGAUCCAAGAUCAAACAUCCUACCAGAAAUUUAUUAACCAGGGAAAAGGUAGCAAGUUAGCAGUGAGGACUGAAAAAAUUUCUUCCAUUUUUUUACUUAAGAGCCUUUUACAGAAGAGACCUUUCAUUCAAACCAAACCACCAGUUCUCUUCUGGGGUAGUAACCAUGGACAUUUUUUUGCAUAUCUGUAUAUGUGCAUACAUGCACUUCAUUUCCUGGGUGGAAGAUACUUUGCUAAGAGUUUUAUGUGCUAGACAGGCAUGGUGGCACAUUGUAAUCCUAGCAUUUGGGAGGCUGGACUAGGAAGAUCACCAUGAGCUCAAGGCCAGCCUGGGCUACAUAAGCAAGUUCAAGGCCAGCUUGCACUACACAGUGAGACCCUGUCUCAGGAAGAAAAAAAGAGCCCUAAAAUAAAAAAGUUUUUUUGUGGUACCAGGGAUCAAACUCAGGACCUUGAGCUUGCCAGGUAAGCACUUAUGCCACUGAGCUAAAUCCCCAGUCCACAAAAAAGAGUUUUAUGUGCUUUAUCUUAAUCUUUACAAAGGUUUAUGAUCUGGAUAGGGCUUUUAACCUCAGCUUUACUGAUGAAGAAACUGAGGGUUAGUAUGGUAUUACUUAUUGUAUGGUUUCUAAAAUCCUGUUGAAUAAAGGUGUAUUAGUGGUGGCACACAUCUGUAAUCCCAGCACUCAGAAGGCUAAAGCAGGAAGAUUGUCACUAGUUCAAAACCAGCAUAGGCAUCAUAAAAAUAAAGAUGUAUUAGAUUAGUGAUUGCUUUUGGAUGAAAGGGGUAAAAAGAUUACAAAAUUAAAUAUGUGUACUGACUUGAACAUGCACAUCAAUUUCAAAAAAAUUUAUGUGUGAAAAAGUGUAGACCUUAAAAUAAAGGAUAUGUCAUAUAGCUGGCUCCACUUUACAGACAUGGGAACCAGAAUCUCAGGCAGGUGAAAGUAUGCGAGGGGAUGUCAGAAACCGUAUUCUUUAUGCAUGAUAUCUCCUCUCCCUAUCUAUGAUAACUGUGGUGAAUCUUUGUGAGCACUUGCCUAGCAUGCAUGAGGCCCUGGGAUUCAAUCUGCAGCAUCACUAGUGAUAGUAAUAAUUUAGGACUUUUGUACCCAUUGGUAUUUCAUUACAAAAUGAAGGUGUGUACUGCAGGUAUUAUUUUUUUGAUUUUUGAUUUUUGGUCUGUUUUUUUUUUUUUUUUUUUUUUUUUUUUGGUACCAAGAAUUAAACUCAUGGCCUUGCACUUGCCAGGCAGGCAUUUAUGCCACUGAGCUAAAUUCCCAGCCUCAGGUAUUGUUUUUUUUUUGUUUGUUUGUUUUUUGUUUUUGUUUUUUUUUUUUUUUUGGUCUUUUUCCUUUUCAUUGGUACCAGGGAUCGAACUCGUGACUGCCUGCUUGUAAGGCAGGCGCUUAUGUAGCUGAGCUAAAUCCCCAGCCCCCAGGUGUUGGUUUUUUUAAGCUUCCCUCCACUCUUCCCCAACUUCCACCCUGGCUGCUCUCCUGAAAUUGGUGCUGUUAGAUCCUGGCAUCUAAAGAAUCUGUAAUGUUCACUCUUCUCCAAGCAAGUUGUAUUCUUUUUCUUUUUCUUCCUUUUUUUUUUUUUUUUAUACUGGGGAUUGAACUCACAACUUUGUGUUUGUCAAGCAGGCACUUACGCCCCUGAGCUAAACCCUGGCCCACAGGUUAUGUUCUUUUUCUUUUCUUUUCUUUUCUUUUUUGGUAGGAGGGAAUCAAACUCAUGACCUUGUACUUCUCAGGCAGGUGCUUAUGCCACUGAGCCAAAUUUGUGGCCCCAACAAGGACUUUUCUGAGAUAAUCAAAUUUUUUCCACACUGAUUGUGAUGGUGGUGAUGGUUAGAAGAUUAAUAUAGUUCUCAAACUCUUGAACUUUUUGAGAACUUAAACUAGACAUGGAUUAUAUUAGAAUUUUAUGUAAAUUAUACUUCAAUAAAGAUUAUUAAUUAAAAAAUGUGUAGGAUUGUUUUGUUUUUAUCUUUUUUGGGGGACGGUCUUUUUUUUUAUCGUUUUGAGACAGAGUCUUGCUAUGCAGUUCAGGCUGGGCUGGAGCUCAUUUUGUAGCCCAGGCUGGUCUCAAAUUCAAAAUGAUCCUCUUGCCUCAGCCUCCUGAAUGCUGGGAUUACAGGUGUGCACCCCGGUGUGUGUGUGUGUGUGUGUGUGUGUGUGUGUGUGUGUGUGUGUGUCUUUUUGAGACAGGGUUUCACUAUGUAUUCCCGUCUGGCCUUCAACUCAUUAAGUAACCCAGGCUGGAUUCAAAUUUGCAGUGAUCCUCCGGCUUCAGCGUCCCAACUGCUGGGAUUAUAUACAUGAGCCACUGCAUCCAGCACAUGUAAUCAGUUCACCCAGAGGGAUCUCUAUGAGAUAUUGUUAUAGGAGAAAAACAAGUUGUUUGGUAACAAGCAGAAUAUGAUCACCUUUGAUACCACCACAGUGGAGGAAAACCUUCUUGAUCUUUGUGUGGAACGAUGUUUGCAAGUUCUGGAAGUCUUUGGCAGAAGGAUACACUCCAGGCUGGUAAUGUGGGUCACACUGAGGGGGCCGAAAUUGAGGGAAAAAGUAUUACAUUUUUCCCUAUAUGUCCCUGGAUGUUUUCCAAUGAACACUAUUAUUUUCACAAUUAAAAAUAGUAAAAAUAAAAGGGAAACAAGAAUAAUAUAUAUGCAGAUGUGUCUGUGGGAAGAACUCUGCAGAAGGAAGAAUCAGCCUGGUGACUGCAAGGAAAUUAAAGGGAACAAGGUACAAUUGUUAGACUUUACAAAAGGAAAAAAAUCUUACAUGACAUCUGAAUGGCCAUUCUUGUAGUGGGGCAGGGACUAGAAACUAGAAUGCAGUGCACGGAAAACAGGUGCAGAUUGGAAGGAAGGGCUCUGAGUGGGGCCCACUUGUUUAGGAAUCUUGAUCAUAAAGGGAAAUCUGUAAACAGUACAGUUAGGGAGUGAGUCACCGAGCAAUUGGAAACAAUGCCCACCACCACCUCCUAGCACUGAAGAUUGAACUCAGGGCCUCAUGCAUGUUAGGCAAGUGAUCUACCACUGAGCUACAUAUAUCCCAGUCCUUUCAUUAGAGACAAGGUCUCCCUAAGUUACCUGUGCUCACCUUAAAUUUGUAAUCCUCCCACCUCAGGCCACUAAGAAUCUUGGAUUCCAGGCAUGCAAUACCAUGUGCAGCCCUUGGAGGGUUUUUUGAGGAAAGGACAGGAAUUCCUAUGGCUUUUUGAUGGCGAAGAGAACCAAUGAAGAGAAACUGGCCAAAGAUGUUCAAGAACGUGGGUAACAAAUAGUAGUAAGAAAGCCUUCAGGAGCUGGGGUUAUAAACUCAUUGUGAGUUCAAUCCCAGUACCAAAAAAAAAGAUGUAUCACUUCCUCAGAAUUUAAUUUGUUUCAUUCACAGCUGCCAUAGACCUAGCAACACCUUUCCAAAUCCCUGUCUCUAAUUAACUUUUAAGUUUAUUUAUUGAGACAGAAUCUCACUUUGUAGUGCAGGCUAAGCUCAAACUUACUGUAUAGCCCAGCUAGCUUUAAACUUGAGGCAGUCAACCUGCCUCAGCCUCCCGAAUGCUGGAAUUUCAGGCGUACACCAACAUGGUUAGCUCCUGUCUCUAAUUUUAAAAAGGCAACUGAGCCAAAAUUUUGACCUAAUGUCAAGAAUCUGCUGUGUGUCCUCAUGCAAGACACUCAGGCUCUGGGCCUCAGUUUUCUCAUUGGCAAAACGGGAUUAAUAAUCUCCUUGUCUCAAGGUGUUGCACAAAGAUAAGGUACUCAAAGAGCUGCACUUGCUGCUCAGCAACGCGAAACCACAUGGCGAGUCUGCACCAUCUAACUGAUGAUGUCACAAUACCCCUCUAGACUCCAACUUCUCCAUCAGGGAGCUGUAGAUCCUUUGGAGCCAAGGAAUGGAACUGACAUGUGAGACUUCCGUCAACUGAGGAGUUCAUGAGCAUACUCCUUUGCCAAGAUAUCGGUGAAUGGUCUUUCAUCCUGACAUUGUCUUAGAAAUUGUUUUACUUUUGAUCAUGAUAGUGCUUGGCUGGAUGCUUUUCGUUGGACUUGCGUGUUAUAUGGGCACCUUCCCAGAGGUGAUGCCUCCAACUCUAAAGUGGAAACAGAGAUAUCCUGUUCUGGAGAGCAAAACUCGGCGGAGGAGCUGGGCUUUGGAGGAAGAUCUGCCCAUGUGAGGACCAGGAACCAUGUGGAAGGGAUUUAAAUAUCCCCCUGGAGGGACCCCUGUGGAAAUAAGCAAGGAUGAUCCCGGUGAAGUAAUGCAGCUCUGAAGCUUACCUGGCUAGCUGUAUAGUUCCUGUUGAUGGUUUCACAUAAAGUAAUUGCAUGCUAUUUUGUCAUAUGUAGUUACACACUUGGUAACUACAAAGACUUGGUAUUCUGUUAACUUAUAAUUGGGAGAUUCAGGGUGGGAAGGGGGAGUCAGUGGGAUAUCACUGGGUUCCUUCUGUCAGUGCAUCAGAUACUUUUCUCUCAUUGCUGGGACAACAUACUCAACACCCAAAGUUAAGGAAGAAACUAUUUAGCUCACAAUUUGUGAAGGUUUCAGUCCAUAAUCAGCAGCUCCAAGGCAGGGUGUCAUGGCAGAGGGGCAACAGUUCAUGAUGGUAUCAGACAGCGAAAGCAACAAGAGCAAAACGGGGGAAACAUGCCUUUUUUUCUUAUAUUGGGUGCAGGCUACCUGUCCUAGAGGUGUAGCAUUCACACCCCUAAUCCCAGCACUAGACAAUGAACCAAUCUCUAGAUUUGGCCACCUCCAAAAAGCCUACCCCUAUGACCUGCAUGAGGUUUUGGGAGGACAUCCAGACACAAACCAUGAAGAUUAAGAUACCUACCUAGUUCAGUUGUUCCCUCUAAGGGCAGAGAUUCUCAGAUUCUCUAGAGCUCUUUAGACAUUUUCCCUUAUGCCCUCCUCCUCCUGAGUCCAGGGUUAAGGUGAAGAAUAUUACAGAAAGUGCUAGACAUUCUCUCAGUUUUAACCCUAUUGUUCUCUUUUUCAUUAACCUUUUCUUAGCUAUUUUACUAGGAAUCCAAAGCUUACCCCACAUGGGAAAAGGUUUAGUAUUGAGGACAGACUAAAGUAUACUUUUAUUUCAACCCUUGUAACUUUCUGAAGCUAAGUAUUAGUUUCAUUUUACAAAGUAGCAAAAUGAGAGGCUUAAGUAUCUUGCCUGUAUCAAGACUCUGUUGUAGCCAAGAUUAAGACCUGAAAGAAAGAAAAAAACUUGCAAUCCUCCUGCCUCCCAGACUGCUGGGAUUACAGGAAUGUCGUCUGGCUUUUUGGGAUUGUAUCUCCAAUUUUGCUACUUAAAUGUCGUCCUCAUCAGAAAAGUAAAGCUAUCUGAUGAUCCUUUUAGAUAAGUAGGUAUAGAAACAAAAGCUACCGUAACUGCUUUACUGUCAAUAUGAUGCAAGAAGUUUAUAAGAUGAUGAAUGGAAUAAGAUGUACUAGUAAAUCUAGGUGUCCAGACUCCAGGAUCUCAGUAAGUCCUUUAAAAGUGGUUUGGAGAUUUCACACAGGGACUGGGAACAUGGGGAUGACCGACAUUUACAUGCUCAUGAGAAAUACACCCUUUUUCUGCAAAGCAAUCCUUUGGGUACACAGAAAAGAUCUUGUUACUUAUUUGGAACACAUUUGCUUAAUUACUUGUAAGUUACUCAUUGUGUUGAUGUUGGAUUGCCCUUUUUAUGGAAAAUAAAAUGAAUCCAAAUGUCAUAAAUACAACUGUUAAACUUCUGAACCUUGGGUGCUAGCAUCUCUUGUAUUUCUUAGCUGACAUAGACUCAACACAUUGUAGUUAGGCUUUUGUCUACAUCUCUGGCUGUGCCCACUGUACCUCACAUAUAUACCCUUCAGGCUUGGCAUUUUCUUACAAUAGGUGAUCAGAACCUACUCAUUUUGACAAGAUAACAGCUCUGCCUCUUCCUUCCAGUUUGAGCAUGGGCCACGAAACUAGACUCCAUUGCUCUAACCACCCAACAGCUCUCCUAACGUAGCUGUCUGACAGCAUACGAUACCCCAAGCUAGCAGUGGACCAGGACAGGGAUAAGUGGAAGGGACUGAAAAGAUGUGAAUGUGUAAGACAGAAUGAGCAGAGUGUAUUCAGGAGCCAAACCAAAACCAACACACUAAUGAGUCAACUGAGAUUUCUACCCGGGAAAAUGUUUAAGGUGGUAACAGCUCAAAGUUUCAAUCAAUAAAUGCAAACCAAUAAAAAUAUCAAUAAAAUAUUUUAAUGCCUACAA
Molecule: messenger RNA, 8879 nt
Organism: Cavia porcellus (domestic guinea pig)
Lineage: Eukaryota; Metazoa; Chordata; Mammalia; Rodentia; Caviidae
Gene: Misfa
Product: mitochondrial sheath formation associated
Exons: 4
Coding region: 6599-6808 (69 amino acids)
Source: RefSeq, a predicted model, not a curated record